Molecule: messenger RNA, 1315 nt
Organism: Punctularia strigosozonata HHB-11173 SS5
Lineage: Eukaryota; Fungi; Basidiomycota; Agaricomycetes; Corticiales; Punctulariaceae
Product: mitochondrial carrier
Exons: 12
Coding region: 108-1139 (343 amino acids)
Biological process (GO): transmembrane transport
Molecular function (GO): transmembrane transporter activity
Source: RefSeq, a predicted model, not a curated record
GCCAGGCUUCGGUGCAGAGCGUUGCACAAGAGCCGCUACACUCCCCUCAGGCUGAAGCCACCACAUGCGUCGUAGUGGCCGCUUGAAAGCCUAAACCUGCAUUCCAUAUGGAUGGGGAGAGACGCAUGACAUUCCAGCCUCAGUCCGGUACCGUCAAUGAGUUCCUCCGUAGUCACAAGGCGGUGGUCUGCUCCCUUACGGCUUCAUACAUAUCAACGUUUGUGGGGUACCCGCUCGACUCCGUCAAGUCACGACUGCAAACGAUCAAAACUCCCAUAUCCAUACCCGGCGUCUUUUCCUUAGUGUACCGCGAAGAGGGGUGGAGGGGGUUUUACCGCGGGAUAUGGAUACCUUUAUCGACGAUAUCCUUCGUCCGCGCUGCUUCCUUCACGAUAUAUUCCGGAACAAAGGAGUACAUGCGGAAUCACCAAAUCCUGACUCAAAAUAACAUAGUCGAUGUUGCUGCCAUGGGGGGUAUCAGCGGUGCUACCUCUGGGUCCCUUCUAACAGUUGGGACGGUCCCAUUUGAACUUGUCAAAAUCCGACGGCAACUUGAAUACAGCAUCGCGGCCGCGAAGGGUCAACACCUGGAGCGUGCACCCACUACUAUAGAAGCCAUCCGGGAUAUAGUGCGUAUCAAUGGCCCAAUGGGUCUGUGGACAGGAUUCCGGCUGCACUUUUUACGCGACACUUCCGGGACGGCGCUAUAUUUCAUGGAGUACGACGCGAUGCGGUAUCUUCUGGGUCGCUUGCCGUCAGGCGAGCAAGGUCCGACUCCAGCGUGGCUACCUGUUCACGCAUCCCUCGUUCCCUUUUUGUGCGGUUCAUUAUCUGGGGUGUCUUCUUGGGCGCUGAUCUAUCCUCUGGAUGUCGUCAAGACUAAAAUGCAGCAGAGAGCACUGGCAGGAGAUCAGUAUAGGGGAGCGUUGGAGACCCUUCAACGGUUGAUAAGAGGUCCCGAUCCGCAUAACCCCAAGCCUCUAUUGGCAGGGCUGACGCGCAUAUACCGAGGCCUCGGUAUCAGCGCACUGCGUAGCAUUACCACCCACGGCCUGCUCUGGACGUUCUUCGACAUGACCUCUACUUAUAUUGACUCACUUCCGGGCAAACCCUCGACAUCAGACGAGGGAGAGGACUGACAUGGGCAGCAUAUGAUGGGUGACGGGAACCCCCCGACGAUCCCGACAGCAUACGAAGCGCUGUUUCCGACUCACAACCAGCAUCGCAUAUCCGCAACCAAGCAACUAUUUAGAGACGCAAACAUAACACAUUGCCUAGUUAUAUCAUAUGCUCUGCUGUACGCGGCAACAUCUCC